Molecule: messenger RNA, 699 nt
Organism: Rhodotorula graminis WP1
Lineage: Eukaryota; Fungi; Basidiomycota; Microbotryomycetes; Sporidiobolales; Sporidiobolaceae
Exons: 4
Biological process (GO): vesicle-mediated transport
Cellular component (GO): Golgi apparatus; membrane
Molecular function (GO): small GTPase binding
Source: RefSeq, a predicted model, not a curated record
UCGAGCUGGUUCGACGUCAACACGGCCAAGGUCCUCGAGCGGUGCUACAAGACGCUGUUGCCCAAGGAGGACUAUGUCGGCGAGGUGCUCGAGGGCGCGCCGGACCUCUACGGGCCGUUCUGGGUCCCGACGACGCUCGUGUUUUCGCUGUUCCUCACCUCGUCGCUGUACACGUCGAUCGCGGCCUACCUCGACGACGCCGAGUACACGUACGACUUUACCCGCUUGGGAGCAGCCACCUCGGUCGUCUACACGUACUACCUCGGCGUGCCCCUGCUCGUGUGGGCCGCCAUCAAGUACUGGGCCGGCGCGUCGGACCGCUCUCCCGUCGAGAUCGUCAGCUUGUACGGCUACUCGUCGACCGUCUGGAUACUCGUCGCAUGGCUCUCGCUCAUCCCGGUCAGCUUUGUCUCGGGCGCGUUCGCCCUCGUCGGCACCCUCCUGUCGCUCUUCUUCCUCGUGCGCAACCUGUACCCGAUCCUCGCGACGGCCCCCAACGUCUCGGCGCGCAUCCUCAUCGUCGUCGUCGCCGUCCUCCACCUCGUGUACGCCGUCGCCGUCUGGUGGGGGUUCGUGCGCGGCGGCAGGGGCGCCCUCGUCGACCGCGACCUCAAGGACGUGGCGGGCGAGAUUGGGAACGGGCUUGGCCAGAUCGGGUCGGACGUCGGCGAGGAGGUCCUGAGGAGGUGGCGGUCGUAG